Molecule: messenger RNA, 1278 nt
Organism: Exophiala aquamarina CBS 119918
Lineage: Eukaryota; Fungi; Ascomycota; Eurotiomycetes; Chaetothyriales; Herpotrichiellaceae
Exons: 1
Coding region: 1-1278 (425 amino acids)
Source: RefSeq, a predicted model, not a curated record
AUGUCUGCAUUCCACGUUGUCGAACACACCGUGCCGGGUCAGCAUAUUCGAGAAUACCCACGGGGGUUGAGCGGGUCGCAGGAUGGUGUUUUGAAGCUUGCCGUGAAUCAAUACAUCCCCAAAGACAAUCUGAAUCCGCAGGCAGGGGAUGUGACAAUUCUUGGUGCCCAUGCGACAGGCUUUGUGAAAGAACUGUACGAGCCACUAUGGGAGAGUAUCUUGGCUCGGGCGAAGCAACAGGGCUUUAGGAUCAGGGGUAUCUGGAUCGCAGAUACAGCACACCAAGGGCAAAGCAGCGUGCUCAAUGAAAGGCUAUUGGGAAAUGAUCCGUCCUGGUUCGACCUUUCCCGCGAUUUGCUCUACCUAGUCAACCACUUUCGAGACCAAAUGCCGCGUCCUCUCGUGGGAUUGGGCCAUUCUGGAGGGGGGAACAGCAUCACAAACCUGGCUUACAUGCAUCCUCGACUGUUCACUACGCUCAUCUUGAUCGAACCGAUCAUCUACGCCUUUCCGCGCAUCCCACCACAGUCUGAACUUAGUCCCGCGAGACUAUCGACUUUUCGCCGAGAUGUAUGGCCUUCGAGGGAACAGGCUGGAAAAUUAUUCAGAGCUAGCAAGUUUUACCAGAAAUGGCAUCCCUGGGUGUUGGACCGCUUCAUUUCCCACGGUCUUCGAGACAUGCCCACGCUGUUUCACCCGGCUACGCCCAAAUCAGGAGUCGCGCCGCAAGUCACGCUGAGGACCCCUGUGGCCCAAGAGGUUUUUACAUACUUUCGACCCAACUACGAAGGCUACGGACACAAUGGCAAGCCCAUCAACAGAACAACUCAUGCAGACUUGGAUCCCACCUCACCUGUGAUAUUCCCAUUUUACCGCGGGGAAGCUGGCCAGGUACAUAUUCGACUUCCAGAAUUGCGGCCCGGUGCUUUGUUCAUCUUCGGGGGGGAGUCUGAUCUCGGAGCACCAGGAAAUGUAAGGGACAAACUCGACAGGACUGGCGUUGGGGUUGGCGGCUCUGGCGGGGCCGCUGUCGGAAAAGUAAAGUGCACGGUGUUCGAUGGGAUAGGUCAUCUUGCCGCCAUGGAAGCUGUUGAUAAAACAGCUGACGAGGCAUCCAAAUGGAUUGGAGGUGCUAUGGAAGUUUGGAGAUUAGAGGAAGCGGAACACGAUGAAAAUUGGAUUCAAAAGCCGACUUUGGAAAAGCAGACUAUUAGUGAAGAAUGGAAGAAGAGCAUAGGUGGUCUUCCAGGGAGGCAACCUCGCACAUCAAAGAUCUGA